Messenger RNA from Strongyloides ratti, 1029 nucleotides. RefSeq lists its product as hypothetical. The record is from RefSeq and is a predicted model, not a curated record. NCBI's taxonomy places the organism in Eukaryota, Metazoa, Nematoda, Chromadorea, Rhabditida, Strongyloididae. The transcript has 2 exons. Bases 1 to 1029 code for a protein of 342 amino acids.
AUGUCUGAAUAUAUUUUGAAUUCUAAUAAUACAUAUAAUGUUGAUCCAUAUUAUAAUAGAAAUUGUCAUUGGAUGAAAUCAUUAAAUGUACCUAUGUAUCCUACUACAUCAACUGCUGUACAACUGGAUCCAUUAAUUAUGAGUGAAGUUAUAAAAAAAUUUACUCUUAUUGCUCCAAUUAAAAAUGCUCUUUCUGCAAGGAAAAUAAAUAAUCUUAGUUAUAUAUGUGUAGCAAGUGGAUUGGCUAGAAAUACAGAACUUCAGAUUGAAAUCAAACAUACUAAUGCAAAUGAAUAUGAUUUUAGACCUAGUUUCACUGUUCAGGGUUCAAAUAUGAAAAACAUUGAUGAGGCAUUAUCAUUUAUAAAUUUAAUAAUAGAAAAGUCAAGAAUGAUAACAAAACUUGAUAUUGUAAUGGAAAUUAAUGAAUUAUCUAUUUUUAAUCAACUUCUUCAACCAGUUUUAGAAAGUGAUAAAUGUAUUUUGACACAUUUAUUAAUUCGAAGACGAUAUUGUGGUCAAAAGUUACCGAUUAUUGUUAAUUUAAUUAAAAAACAUAAAAAAACAUUAAAACAGAUAAAAAGAAUUGGUUUAUCUGAAGCGGUAGAAUGUUUUAAUGAAGAUAUUAAUUUAACUUCUGUAUCUAUAAUGAAUUUUGAUAUUGUAAAUAAUGGAAAUUUAGAAGGUGAUGAAUUGAAUGAUAGAUCAAGUCAAAUGAUGUUUCAAUUAGGAGAAUCAGGAGCAACAUUUUCACAUCUCUCCUAUACAACAUAUACAGGUUUCGAUCUCACUAACACUUCAAUAUUAACAAUGUUAAAAAAAUGUCGUGUAAAAAGUUUAAGAAUAACUAUGCAAAAAGGAUCACCAAUCUCCAGUUGUUUAUAUACCAAAAGUUUAUUAGAUGAUUUACUUGAAUUAGAAUUAGUAGGUGAUAUUGUUAAACCUACAGGAGAUUUAAAUAUUCUUUUUCCUAAUCUUAAACAUUUCCUAUACUCUAAAAAGAAUCUUGCUAAUGGUCCACCCAAUUAA